Messenger RNA from Dovyalis caffra, 1113 nucleotides. Lineage: Eukaryota; Viridiplantae; Streptophyta; Magnoliopsida; Malpighiales; Salicaceae. The record is from the annotation of a GenBank genome assembly.
AUGCUAAGCCGGAUAGUUGUUUCAGUGUCUGCUGUUUCUUCUUCCUCUUCAACAUAUCCUUCUCCAUUUUUGUGCAAACUAAACCCAACAAUCCCAAAAGUUUUGGGUCUAAAAGGACUCUCUCAUAACUUCACAAACUGUACCACAUGGAACAAAAAUUUGAACUUGAAUAGAAAGUGCAGUGCAAGAAUGGAGAAUUUCAAGACCAAAGCAGCAGCAGCUCAGCCUUUAACAAACGCAGAUGAGCUCAUUGACUCCGUUGAGACUUUCAUCUUUGAUUGUGACGGAGUUAUAUGGAAAGGAGAUAAACUGAUUGAUGGAGUCCCACAAACUCUUGAUAUGCUCCGUUCAAGGGGGAAGAGACUAGUUUUUGUUACAAACAAUUCAACAAAGUCUAGGAAACAAUAUGGUAAAAAGUUUGAGACACUCGGUCUUGAUGUCAGUGAGGAAGAAAUUUUCGCAUCAUCUUUUGCAGCUGCGGCCUAUUUGAAGUCAGUUGAUUUCCCGAAAGAUAAAAAGGUUUAUGUGGUUGGUGAGGAUGGCAUCUUGAAGGAGCUUGAGCUUGCUGGAUUUCAGUAUCUUGGUGGGCCAGAAGAUGGUGGAAAAAAGAUAGAGCUGAAGCCUGGGUUUCUUAUGGAGCACGAUAAGGAUAUUGGGGCAGUUGUUGUUGGAUUUGAUCGCUAUUUCAACUACUACAAAGUCCAGUAUGGAACACUCUGUAUAAGGGAAAAUCCUGGGUGUCUCUUCAUUGCUACAAAUCGUGAUGCAGUCACCCAUCUUACAGAUGCUCAGGAAUGGGCAGGUGGUGGUUCUAUGGUUGGUGCUUUUGUUGGUUCAACUCAGCGUGAGCCACUGGUUGUGGGAAAGCCCUCAACUUUUAUGAUGGAUUACGUAGCAAACAAAUUCGGGAUUCUCAAGUCACAGAUAUGCAUGGUUGGGGACAGACUGGAUACUGAUAUUCUGUUUGGACAAAAUGGUGGUUGCAAAACUCUUCUUGUUCUCUCCGGUGUGACCUCAUUGUCAAUGCUUCAAAGUCCAAGCAACUCCAUCCAACCAGAUUUCUACACCAACAAAAUUUCUGAUUUUCUUUCACUCAAAGCUGCAGCUGUGUGA